Molecule: messenger RNA, 1913 nt
Organism: Pocillopora meandrina
Lineage: Eukaryota; Metazoa; Cnidaria; Anthozoa; Scleractinia; Pocilloporidae
Source: the annotation of a GenBank genome assembly
AUGGUUCAAGCAUGGUUUAUGGAUUCCUCUGAUGAGGACCAGAGACUUCCACAUCAACUGGAUCCUCCACAGCCUGUCUCACUAGAGGAUCUGAAGAACUGUGGAGUAUUGUACUGGAAGGUAUGAAAUUUAGUGCAGGAUUGCUGUGCAAGAGGUCGCAAGUUCAAGGCCUGUACUAGUUCAAUAUUUAGGGUCUUAAAAUAACCCAGGAGAAUGUGUUAUGACAUCUGCAUGAAAGAUCAACUGCUGUUUUAUCUUGUAGCUGGAUGCGAAUAAUUUUGAGAAGGAAGGAAAACUGGCAGAGAUUCGUGAAGAGAGAGGCUAUUCGUACAGUGAUUGCAUUACAUGUACUCCAGAGAGGCUACCUAACUAUGAGCAAAAGGUAGGAGUCUUUUCAGGUGGAUAAAUAUUUCCUUUGGCUAAAUUUUCAUCCAAGUAGAGCCAUUUAGUUAGCUCUACAAUUGAGACCUGGUCGGGUCACUCUGUGGUGUUCUUGGUUAAACACUUUAUUCUCACAGUGCCACUCCACCCAGAAGUAUAAAUGGGUACUGGAAAAUUGUCAGGGAAGUCUAAUGAAAUGUUGGGGGGGGGGGGUAAAAUUGUCGUGCACUGGCAUCCCAUCAGGAGGGAAGUAAUAAAAAUUCUUCAUCAAUCUAUGCCAAGGAAACUGGGAUUAGCUUCCCCUGGAUGAUCCACAUGGGUCUGAACAAACUGUACCUUUUUUAUAUUACUUUAAGACAACUACAAAGCAAUAACUUAUUGCUUAUUGCUUAAAGGCAAUCAUAGGAAUUUGUAUACUAACAAACUGUUGUUUAUUACAAAUUUUAUGCAGAUCAAGUCAUUUUUUGAAGAGCAUCUUCAUACUGAUGAGGAAAUACGGUUUAUUAUGGAUGGCAGUGGCUACUUUGACAUAAGGAAUUAUGAUGACAGGUGGAUUCGCAUCUUUGUUGAAAAAGGUGAUCUGAUCAUUCUUCCUGCUGGAAUUUAUCAUCGUUUCACUUUGGAUGACAAAGUAAGUUCAGUGUCUGGCUUGAGUGUACACAGCAUAAAAAAGAACAUGUGUAUGAUAGAAAAAAUAAGCUGGUGGCAGAAACCUGCCUGCUGCAGACCAUUCUGCACCAAAUACUUUGUGAAUUUUGAUCAAAGACAAAAAGUCAAUAAUAUUGAACUGACUCUAACAUCAAAGAUAACUCAAAUAUGUAUGAGAAUAAUGGAAAUGAUCACCAGGGAAGGAACCUUUUGAUUGGCAAACAAAUUCUCGUUGUCAGUACCUUAAUAAAUGUAUAAAGAACCAUGUGGAGAAUUCUUAUACUGAUGUUAGGGUGUAAAGGGUUUUAAAAAAUAUGUAUCUCUUUUGUUCUUAUUUUUUUUUUCUCUACAGAACUACAUCAAAGCCAUGCGGCUGUUUAUUGGUGAGCCAGUUUGGACUCCUCAUAACAGGCCAGCGGAUGAUCUCCCAGCACGCUCUGAGUACCUGAAAAACAUACAGGCUGGAAUAUUUUCAAAAGCCUAAAAAACAAACCUGUCAGCUUUUCAAGGGAAUUUGAAUUAGAAAAUGGAGCUGGUAUUAAUGGAGGGACUUUCUAGACCUUAGGAUCAUAACUGUAGAAAACACUUCAUUUAUUUAAGGGACGCGAUCAUUUGCUAUAGAAGUUCACAAUGAACACAUGUUGGAAACACCUUUCACUUGUUUGUGAUUCUCUGUGUUUUCCUAUGAAGUUUAAGGUUGGUUAUGCUGUAGCGUGUUGGUUAGUUUGUUCAGGUCAUUAUUUUGUGUUAUGGGAAAAAUGAUUUUACUCUCAUAAUGCCCCUGUGAAACUGUCUAGAAGUCAAUUGUUCAACAUACAUUUAUUUUAAUGUGGUUUUAAAAAAAAUGGUAAUUGUGAUUUGAGAAACUCUCGUCAGGGUUCAAG